GAGGCGGUCCGCGGCCGCGGCUUGCGCCCCAAUGCUGGCGCGAUUUUCACCGCGCUUCCACGCGAAUCAUUACACGGAGAUAUCGCUCGUUUCCGAACACAUUCGCAAGUUUCCGCGCCGCGCCGCGACCGCACGUUCUCAUUUCAAAUCCACGCUCCAUAUUCCGAUUUUAUUUUUUAUUAGUGCUGCCAAUUGUGCUAAUUCGACUGUUUGCCAUAAUAGUGAUGUACUGACUCGACCGCUACAUCGGACCGCUGACGUGGAUAGUGCAAUUAAUAACACCAUGUGCAUAUGAACGCGAAUUGCAAUUAACGGAAACUUGCAAAAUAAUACAUCGACGCGAAAUCAAUUAACAAACUUUAUCCAGUUUAAUCGUUAGCAAUGGAACUGAAUUACAAAUACAAAUUACAAACACGAUAAUGGGACAUCUAGUUAACGACACGACCAGUGUUCAUUUGAAUUUCUAAACAGAUUCUUAGACAAACAUUUGUAAUUGGACAAUUUACGAAAAAAAUAUGGCGAGAUAAGCCGUCGGGGGUAGCGCGCGAAUUUAAUUGAAAUGUCAUCGAGCAGAUGAAAUGAAGACUUCGCUCGAAUGCGAGCGUGCCGAGACCGCCGAAAGCGGCGGGAAAGGCCGGAUAUCUUUUAGCGUGGACUCUCUGCUGGGGGGUAAACAGGACGCUCCGGUGAAGGACACUGUGGCCGAUACGAACAGUAAUGACGCGGAGAGUACCGACGCGGCGCCUGAGAGCGACGAGAGUGACGUUGACAUCGAGGAUGUUGACUCGAAUGUUGAUGAUCGGGAAGAGAGAGAGAACGGCCACGAUGGGGACGAGUUGGAGACGAGAGGCGGAGUGGUGGUGCCACAGCCGCUACUGCCGCGGCUGUACCAGGGCCCGCCGCCGCACUCCUGGCCGUUCGGAGCCUUUCCCUGGAUGGCUCCCAACCCAAUGUUUAGGGGAGGAUCUCCAAACACAGGUGCACCCAGCGGUCCACCAGUGGUUCGGUGUCAGCUUCGCAAACACAAGCCUAAUCGCAAGCCACGGACGCCGUUCACCACACAACAGCUCCUGGCGCUGGAGAAGAAGUUCAGAGACAAGCAGUAUCUGAGCAUCGCCGAGAGAGCAGAAUUCUCUUCCUCACUUAGAUUGACUGAAACACAGGUAAAAAUAUGGUUCCAAAAUCGACGAGCAAAAGCGAAACGAUUGCAAGAAGCCGAGAUAGAAAAACUAAGACUAUCCGCGCGGCCCCUCCUACCGCCAUCUUUCGCGCUUUUUGGCGGGGGAGGGGCGCCUCCACUAUUCGCAGCGAUGGCAGCUGCCUCUAGACCUCAGUUGAGCUUCCUAGGAGGUCCGCCAAGCCACCAACACGCGAUAAACAUGAAUAUACUAAAUUCUCUCCAACCACAUUGACGAAUGGAUCACGCGGCAACGCGUGAAGCAGACGAUCAGCCGCCAUCUUGAAACAGUGCGUUCGAAAUUUAAAUUGAAAGGGUCCCUAUUCUCUUAUAAGUGCGUUUUGUUUAUUGUUGCGAAUAUUGAAUUGGCCAUUGUAAUGGAAUCGCUUUCGUCUCACUGUUGUUUGAGCUCCACACGUUGUGUCAUGGUUUUGUAUUCAGAGUUUGAUGCUGUUGGUAUAGAAUUAUUUAUCAAAGAAUUUAUGCGGUGCGUUAUUUUCACGAAAAUAGGGCAGACAAAUCAAGUUUUGUCGUCUAUAAUAAGUGUUGAGAAUAGGGACCAUUAGUGUUCGAGAAUUAAAAGUUGAAAUAGUGAAUCAAGGACAACAAGAAAUGUGUUCCAAUUUUAAAAUAAACUAUUCGUUUUGUGCGCUCCUAAAUGUAAGGGUAUGGACACACCAAUGGAAUAAAUAAUUUGCGAAGUUUUAGAUCCUAAGUCACGUUUUAAUAUAACAUCUUUGUAUUUAUAAAAAAUCCAUUAAAAUCUGUGAGUGUAACUUUUGUAGACAACCUCCUGGCUCUAACUGAUGUCUACACUAAAUAAAAAUCUCUCUAUAAGUGCAAUUUCUCAAAAUAAAAUGGUAAAUAAUUUAUAAUCCGGAUAGAAAAUUGUAAAUAGUUUUACUUACAUUUUUAACUUAGAUUACAUAUUAAUAAUAACUGAGUAAUUUACGAAAUGUUUUUUUUUUAUGUCUGAAUAGCAAGCAGUACCUAUAAUGAUCUGCUUAAUGUUUUUAUGUUAAUAUUGUAAUAUCUUAGUUUUAUUAAACAAUUCUUUGGUCACCAUUCCAAACUUCCAGCUCCAAAAAAAUAUCAAAUCGUAUGAAAUCACAGUAGGCACUUUACGCUACGCUACUUUACCCUAUCUAUAUUUUAUUAUCUACUAAAUCCGAUUUUCCACCUGUUUACAUUUCCACUUUCUAGCUAAAUAAAACAACUAUCAUUUAUCAGUAUUUAGUUUGUCAAAUGGAAUAUUUUGUGUUAUAUAAAAUUAUCAUUUUUAAUUUUUUCUUUUUCUUUUAAUAACGUUGCCCCACACUAGG
This is a messenger RNA of Spodoptera litura, 2499 nucleotides long. RefSeq lists its product as uncharacterized. Gene Ontology annotation, molecular function: RNA polymerase II transcription regulatory region sequence-specific DNA binding; DNA-binding transcription factor activity, RNA polymerase II-specific. Gene Ontology annotation, cellular component: nucleus. The record is from RefSeq and is a predicted model, not a curated record. Gene Ontology annotation, biological process: embryonic morphogenesis; regulation of transcription by RNA polymerase II. Lineage: Eukaryota; Metazoa; Arthropoda; Insecta; Lepidoptera; Noctuidae.